AUGGAUGUGAGAACUAUAGGAAUCGCCCCAAAUCCAGAAUGUUUAAAAGGAGUGGUUGCAUGCCAGUGUGAACUAGGUCGAGAGAGAUUACUUACUGCUCCACCUUACAAACGAGCAGCCUCACCACCAUGUGAUGAAUCAAAGUCAAGGUACUCGACAGCACCGUGCGCAAGGGACCUCGAACAAUACAAAUGCCCCAUAAGCCAUAUAUUGGUCACAUUUAAAUCGCCCCUACAUCCCAACGAAGUGUUCAACAAGGUCUUCCCAGCAAAUACGCCAAUAAAAUACGUCAAACGCAAAUUAGCCAAAUUACUCUCGGUGUCAAAUAAUAAUCUUCUAUUGACUAAAAAUAGAACCGUACUGAAGGAAACCAGUGUACUGUCCGAUCUAAAGACUGAUGCACUCGGAAACUUAGUUAUUGACGUUUUUACGAAAGAUUCUGAUGAAUUCUCAUUGUCAUCUGUACCAAAAGAAUCUUAUGUGCAUGAACUUCUACAUGCUGUUAUACCUAAGAAAAAGACGAUGCCUUUUAUAGCGAUAAAGUUCAGAGUUCGCAAUCAAAACGGCAUAUUUACUCGUUCAUACCAUUCAAUAAUGAAAGUUCAUGAAAUUAAAAAGAAUUUAGCAGGACUUUUCCAAGUAGACCCAGAUAACAUAGUACUUUUACGUGGCAAAAAUCCGUUAAAAGAUCGCAUGGCUCUAUCGGAUCUUGAUUAUGAUAAAUACGGAAUAGUCGAGGUAGAACUGUUAACGAAAAAUAACGAGAAAUUAAAUUUCGAUAAACUAUACAAAGAAAUGCCUAUUAAUGAUGUUUUAACUGUCAUGGUACCUUUUGGUAGUACUGUGAAGCAGAUAAACGUUGAAAUUUUUUCGAAAGCUAUGGAAAAACCUUAUUUGGGCGGAUAUAGAAAUGUUUUCACAGGAACGAUUUAUCAUCACGCAUAUACACAAACACCUCAAAAACCAGAGAAAUUACCUCCUGAGAGAAAAAGCUGCAGGGACACCCAAACAGCAGAAGAAAAAGAAAAAAUAUAUGAUACACCAUAUAGCCGAUCUACGCAAAUGAACACCGUACAUGCUUACAUCCCGAAUGUAACGGAUAAAAUUAUUAUACCAAAACCAUAUGAGACUUAUGAAAAAAUGAUUUUUCGUUUGAAUCACAAUCACUACGCUGUAGUUAUCCAACGUGCCUUCAGACAUCAUCAGUUUAGACAAAAAGUAAAAAAAUGGAUUAGAGAAUGCAUGGAGAGGAUAGCAAAAAUGAAAGAAGAAAAUAGACUAGAGCGAGAAGCUAUGGAGCGGCGUCUACGUCGCGAUCUAAUAACGAAAACAUUUCCGAAAACACGUGAAGAUUUUGAUCAACUGUAUGCUAUGGUUGACCGCUGGAAACACGCAGAAAUAGCUCGAAUUUCACAAUUACAUUCCAAAGGUCCCAAAAUUGCUGAAUUUACAUUGCUUCUCGAUAAGGAAGUGGAAUUACUACGUUGUAUUGAAGCUUAUAGAAUAAAAGUGAAAGAAGACAGCAGAAAGAUCAAAGAGAAAAAAUUUUUAGAAGAAAUUUCUAAACCCGUCGCAUGGUUUGGCAGGGAUGGUAAACUAAUUACAAUGGAGACGGUAGAAAUACAGAAAGCACAAAAACUCAAGGAAUUGUACAACUCUUUUAUCCGUGAAGAUAUGACAGUGAAAGAACGCAUGGAGCUCCUCGUUGAUUUGAAAUUUGCUCUACAAGAGUUCCGUCACCCAUUAGCUGAGGAAAUAAUAAUACUAUUAGAUAGAGAAUGUGAUCUUCUCAUCAGAAGAUGUAACGAGCACCAACUUGAAUUUUUGAGACGAAGAAUCGCAGCAAGUGUAUUCCAAUUGAUUAAAACAUCAGAACUGAAUUCUGGAGUGACUAAAUGUAAAGACAUUAGAGACUAUAGAAAAAUGGAGAACAAUAGACUGUAUUUUUGCGAGUUGUGUCAUCAAGUUAAAUCUUACACAAAUUUCCCAUUGAAUGCCAAAAUGAGCGGUUACUUGGUAUGCACUUCGUGUUCGUGGAAAGAUGUAACUGAACGUUCUUGGGUUGAUAUGACUCCAUACAGGUUUAUUCUACGUGCCGUGCAGCGUGACGAGCGGAGACGUAAAUGUUGGGGUUCUCUAGCAUUCGUCCUACAAGAUAAGGAUAUAUUUUUUAUUGUCGAAAAACUUUGGCAUUCUCAUUCUGCGAUAAGUGAAUGUAACGAUGUUACUGAACUUAGAUUAUGCCGAUGGCAUGUUAAUGAAGACUGGUCUCCAUGGAACUGCUUUUUGGUUACCGUCCAAGAAAUGAAAGCACAUUUGAAACUUGAAAUGCCAGAAGAGGUGUAUGAUGAGGAAUUGGUACAAAAGGUGCACAAUAAACAUAAAUUGGCUAAGGCUAACUUUGAACAACUGAUAACUGUGAAUAAACGAUUCACAGAAACGGGCAAUUGGCAAGGUGUUCGCGCCCCAGCCGUAGCGCAUGUAGAAGCUGUAGAUCAGAUCUAAGUACUUAAUUGUUAUUUAGAAAUUUUUAGGAUUAUUUAUUAUCAAUCAAUAUUGUAUGUAUGCAUUGUAUUGUUGUUAUCACUUUAUGUUUUAUAGUUCACAAAUGUUAAUUGUUUGUAUUAAUUUUUAACCAUGUUAUUCAAUUCACAUUUUAGUGCUAUGUCUAUCAAUGUUCGUCUAUUCUUAUGACUAGGGUCAUCGCGUUCUAUAUAAAAAUUUGGUACAAAAUAAUAUUUAAGCUGUUUUGUUUCUUUCACCGUAAGAUAGUUUCCAAAACAUAAUUGUCUUUUUUACCUAGUCAUAAGAUUAGAUUUUAAAUAGGCUUAAAUAAAGAUGUAAAAUUUUAUUAAAAAGGUAUUUUCUACAUUUCCAAGAUUUAC
Molecule: messenger RNA, 2885 nt
Organism: Galleria mellonella (greater wax moth)
Lineage: Eukaryota; Metazoa; Arthropoda; Insecta; Lepidoptera; Pyralidae
Product: IQ and ubiquitin-like domain-containing protein
Biological process (GO): cilium assembly
Cellular component (GO): acrosomal vesicle; motile cilium
Molecular function (GO): protein binding
Source: RefSeq, a predicted model, not a curated record